Molecule: messenger RNA, 4297 nt
Organism: Xylona heveae TC161
Lineage: Eukaryota; Fungi; Ascomycota; Xylonomycetes; Xylonales; Xylonaceae
Product: cation transporting ATPase
Exons: 5
Coding region: 211-4143 (1310 amino acids)
Biological process (GO): intracellular calcium ion homeostasis
Cellular component (GO): endoplasmic reticulum membrane
Molecular function (GO): ATP binding; P-type ion transporter activity; ATP hydrolysis activity
Source: RefSeq, a predicted model, not a curated record
CAUCAGACGAUUCAGAGCUCUCUGCGCAACAAGUCUUGCGUAGAAGAUAUACAUUUCAAUCGAAGGGUGAUUUCAUCGGCUUGCUCUCUGCCAUUUAGAAAGCAAAAGCCUCUCCAUGCAGACCUGAAUUUGAAGCUACUUCUUUAACUUCCUUUCUGCCACCUGUCUUUCAAUUCCCGGUCCCUCGGCGGACAUUCGCCUUGCGGAACCAUGGCUCCCCUCGUUGACAAUGCCCAAAUCAAAUCUGCCACGCUCCACAACCCACUGCCCUUUACCUUGCACGCAUACAUUUGGCCGUUCCUCUUGAUCUGGCCGGUCUUCUUUGCUUUCUAUCUUUCUCCGGAACGCUAUGAGAAGCACCUUCAAUCUUCUGAAUGGACCUUCGUCUGGUCCGGUACCAUAAUAACACUCCAAGCAUUGGUUUGGCUCAGCACUUUCUGGAAUGUUGAACUGAGAGCUCUUUUCACUUCUACAACGGCUCAGAAUGUUGAGCAAGCCAAGCUCAUAAAAGUGAUCCCCGUUACGAAUGCAGGUAUCGCCGAAAUAUGCAAUCUGUUGCGGGAUCGUGACCCUGCAACCGGGAAAGUCAGCCUCUCCUUCCUCUUCCAGAAGCGCCGGUUCCUCUACAACCCAGAGACACGAUCAUUUGCACCUUUGUCCUUUGCAUUGGACAGUGAUCCGAAGCCUGCGAUCAAAACUUUCCAGCAGUCACGCGGGCUAAACUCCGCUGAUGUGACCAGACUUACUAAGCAUUAUGGGGCCAAUACUUUUGAUAUUCCUGUGCCAACGUUUACAGAACUCUUCAAGGAGCAUGCGGUUGCUCCUUUUUUCGUCUUCCAGGUAUUCUGUGUUGGCUUGUGGAUGCUUGAUGAUUAUUGGUACUACUCCCUCUUCACUCUUUUCAUGCUGGUCGCUUUCGAAAGCACUGUGGUAUGGCAAAGACAGAGAACUUUGACCGAAUUUCGGGGAAUGGGUAUCAAGCCCUAUGAUAUCUGGGUUUAUCGCGACGGGAAAUGGACCGAAACUCGAAGCGAUAGCCUCUUGCCAGGCGAUCUGGUGUCUGUCGGCCGUACCAAGGAAGAUAGCGGUGUGGCUUGUGACCUUCUCCUUGUGGAAGGGGGUGCAAUCGUUAACGAGGCGAUGUUAUCUGGAGAGAGUACGCCUUUGCUUAAGGAUUCCGUCGCACUUCGACCCGGAGACGCCGAAAUCGAGCCUGAGGGCUUGGACAAAAACGCCUUCCUUUUUGGUGGAACCAAAGUUCUUCAAAUAACUCAUGGUAACGUGACUGAAGGGUCUUCUGAGGCUACACCUACGCUGCCAUCUGGCAUUAAAUCUGCGCCGGACAAUGGAGCAUUGGCAGUUGUUAUCAAAACUGGCUUUGAGACCAGUCAAGGAACUCUGGUCCGCACCAUGAUUUAUUCCACCGAACGAGUUUCUGCCAACAACCUCGAGGCGCUGUUCUUCAUUUUGUUCCUGUUGAUGUUCGCGCUCGCUGCUUCCUGGUAUGUUUGGCAGGAAGGGGUCUUGAAAGACCGCAAGCGUUCAAAGCUGCUGCUGGACUGCGUCCUUAUCAUCACCAACGUUGUUCCUCCGGAGCUUCCCAUGGUUCUUAGCCUUGCUGUCAACACAAGCCUGGCUGCUUUGAGCAGGUUCGCGAUUUACUGCACAGAACCCUUCCGAAUUCCAUUUGCCGGGAGAGUGGAUAUAGCCUGUUUUGACAAAACAGGAACUCUCACAGGAGAAGAUCUUGUAGUCGAUGGAGUUGCUGGAUUAUCUCUCUCGGCAGGGGAAAAGAAAGCAACCUCAGAAUACGAAGUUACGCCGGUCUUGGAAGCUGGUCAGGAGACUACCCUUGUUCUCUCAACUGCUCAUGCUCUUGUGAUGCUAGAUGAGGGAGAGAUUGUUGGCGAUCCCAUGGAAAAGGCAACCCUGUCCUCCCUAGGCUGGGAACUCGGACGACAUGAUAUCUUAACCAAUAAGGCACUGUUAUCGAAAGGAAAAUCUCAUUCUCACAGCGCCUUUACUGUCCAGAUCAAGAGGCGAUUCCAAUUUUCCUCCGCCCUCAAGCGUCAGAGCUCUAUAGCUACCAUCGUAUCCACCGAUCGUCAUACUUCGAAAAGCGCGAAAAGUACGUUUGUCGGCGUUAAAGGAGCGCCUGAAACAAUACAGAAGAUGCUUGUUCAUGUUCCAUCCAACUACGAGGAAACUUUCAGGCAUUUCACUCGAAAUGGAGGAAGAGUCUUGGCUCUGGCAUACAAGUAUUUAGCCCGAGAAGGCGAGCUGGGACAAUCAAGGAUUAACCAGCUCAAACGGGAAGAAGUCGAACGUGACUUGAACUUUGCCGGUUUCCUUGUUUUGCAAUGUCCUCUUAAAGAGGAUGCCGCAAAAACGGUUCGGAUGCUCAAUGAGAGCAGCCAUCGUGUCGUUAUGAUCACUGGCGAUAAUCCUUUGACCGCAGCCCACGUUGCUCGUCAAGUUGAAAUCGUUGACCGUGAUAUCCUCAUUCUGGACGCUCCCGAACAUGAUGAAACCGGAACUCGGUUAGUGUGGCACAGUGUCGACAACAAGAUUCAGAUUGAAGUCGACCCCUCUCAGGCCUUGGAUAAAGAGAUUCUUGCAACUAAGGAUAUUUGUGUUACUGGAUACGCCUUGGCUAAAUUCGCUGGUCAGCCCGCUUUGCCCGAUCUUUUGCGCCAUACUUGGGUGUAUGCGCGAGUCUCGCCGAAACAGAAAGAGGAUAUUUUGACAGGGCUCAAAGAUGCUGGUUACACUACACUCAUGUGCGGUGACGGCACCAACGACGUGGGUGCACUGAAGCAAGCUCAUGUUGGCGUCGCGCUCCUUAAUGGCACACAAGACGACCUGAAUCGCAUUGCUGAACAUGCCCGAACUACCAAAUUCAAAGAGAUCUAUGAGCAGCAAUGUUCGGUUAUGAAGCGCUUCAAUCAGCCUGCGCCUCCUGUCCCUCUGCAAAUUGCCCAUCUCUAUCCUCCAGGUCCAUCUAAUCCUCACUACGAAAAGGCCAUGCUUCAGCAGGCCGAAAAGAUGACCGCCGCCGGAGCCGUGGAUAUCGGAUCCGAGGAGAAAGACAAGGCCGACGGUAUCCCUACGAUAACAUCUCCUGGUGCACAAGCUCUCCAAAAAGCCAAUGCGAAUGCUACUCCUGAACAACAGCGUCAGCAACAGGCUCAACAAGCCGCAGCUACCCUUGCGGAUAAACUUACGAAUUCGAUGUUCGAGUCUCAACUAAACGAAGCCGAGCCUCCCCAGAUCAAACUUGGAGACGCCUCGGUCGCAGCGCCUUUUACAAGCAAAUUGGCGAACGUCGUUGCUAUCUCACACAUCAUUCGGCAAGGCCGUUGCACGCUAGUUGCUACCAUUCAGAUGUACAAAAUCCUUGCCCUGAACUGUCUCAUUAGCGCCUACAGUCUGAGUGUUCUCUACCUUGACGGAAUUAAAUUUGGUGAUCGCCAAGCUACCAUUAGCGGAAUGCUGGUUAGCAUCUGCUCCUUGUCCAUUUCGCGUGCUAAACCCGUCGACAAACUAUCGAAAGAGCGACCUCAGUCAACAAUUUUCAACGCUUAUGUGGUCGGCUCUGUGCUUGGUCAAUUCGCAAUUCAUAUUGUCACCCUUUUGUACAUCUCGAACUACGUCCAAAAGAUUGAACCGAAGUCUGACGAUGUUGAUCUCGAGGGCAAAUUUGAGCCUUCACUUUUGAAUAGCGCCGUGUAUCUUCUCCAACUUAUUCAGCAGAUUUCGACUUUUGCCAUCAACUAUCAGGGUCGGCCAUUCCGAGAGUCUAUCAAAGAGAAUAGCGGAAUGUAUUACUCGCUCGUCCUGACCGCAGGUGUUGCAUUUUCAUGUGCCACAGAGUUUGUUCCGGAGAUCAAUGAGCAGAUGAAGCUGGUUCGUUUUAGUACUAACUUCAAGGUGGUUCUGACUACCGUCAUGGCGCUUGAUUACAUUGGAUGUUGGGCCGUUGAAAAGGGUCUCAAAGCGCUUUACAGCGAUUAUAGGGCCAAGGAUAUUGCCGUCCGUCGACCUGAUCAGAUUGCUGCUGAGGAAAAGCGGAAUGAAGCAGAACGGAUCGAAGCGGAAAAGAAGGCUGCAGAGGAAGUCGAGAAGGCCGGAGGCAAACGAUGAAGCCGGGCUUUGCUAGACCAUUCUGUUGCAUCUUCUGUAAAUUUCUCUACACACUUUCAUAUGCUUUUAUCAUAUGUCGCCACAUGCCUUACAGAUAGAUUGAAGGAAUGUAUCUUAAAGAUGUCUCUUUGAAAUAGACUUAUAAAUUCGACUC